UUUAGGAGUUUGCAGAUGCUGUUUGCAAUCUCUUAUUUCUCGGCGUGUGGGCUAUGAAGCAUGAAAAUACACGCUUGGGCAAGCUCAUCUUCUCUUUGGUAAUUGUUGCAUCUCUGCAUCAUCCUUAUACCCUUGCCUGAAGUACGUAUGAUUAUUCACCACGUUUAACAGAAGUAUGGGCGUCCUCGGGAACCACACAAAAUACAUGUAGAAGAACUAAUUGCACUAAGCACGGAAUGUAGGGGGUAAUUAUAUCAUUUCAUUGCCUUUUGAUAUUGAUUUAAGCAAACGGUAAAAACUUAUGGGAACAAUGGCAGGAAAAUAUUGCAAAGCUGCUAUAGGAUUUUUACUAAACAGCUUUUCCAACAGAAGGUUUUUUUGGAUAUGUGUGAUCCUUCUUUCCGCUUGGAAUAUGACUACGAUUUUUCUUCUUAUGAAGAACAGAUCUGAUACAGAUUCGACAAGCAUUGGGGUAACCACGUCGUAUCUUAGUUGGAUAAAUACCUUCCCUGCCGUUAGCUUAUGCUUGUCUAAAAACAGGAUUACAAAAGAGUUUUCGGAAGCAGUGAAACGUCGCGCUGCUAACAACCAGUCUCCUUCGUAUACAUACAUAAGAACAUUGUAUGAUUACCUCUUUAUAAAUCCAAAUAACUUGUAUUUAAAAGAAGAAUACUGCAAGGACUUCAAUUCGACCUGUGGAGUUGAUAUUUUAGACAUGAGGAAAGAGUUGUUUGCCAGCUCGUGUACAGAGUUUAUGGAACAAAUUUACUUCUCUGAAAAACUUAUACCCAACUGCGAGGAAAUAUUCAAGUUUCACGAACUAGAAAUGGGAUAUUGCUUUCUAGCCAAUAACUUGAUUGAUUAUCAAAAGAUCGAAAAAAUGCCUUUGGUAUAUUCUUCAUUGGACGAAUACCGGAAUUUAAGAUUAGUUCUUCGAAGUGGCCUAAUAUAUCGAUAUGAUCUAUACAUUCACAGCCCUGAAAACCAGCCUUAUUUUAAUGCUUUAUCCUAUACGAUUACAUCGGAUCCAUCAGUACACAGUUUCAAUGUGGAAGGAAUAGACAACCACCACGAUGUUAUUGAUGAACCAGUUUCUCAACGAAUGUGCAAAUUCGACACGGAGACCAAUGACAAUAAAGUUCUGUACAGUUUUUCCUCAUGCAUGUCCGAAAUUCGAAGUGAAAUUGAAAUGAAACUCUGCAACUGUACUUUAUUUAACCAGAGAGAAAAAAAUCCUCUAAAAUAUUGCGGAGUUGAAGGGAUCGUGUGCUUGGACAAAGAAAAUCUAGCAACUAAAGUAAAGAGCUAUGUUGGUUCUAAUAUGGUAUGCUUACCAUCCUGCAUGGAACAACAGAUAAGCUACGUUGGGUCUCGAGAAAAAAAUUUCAACGAAUACGGAGAUUCAAUCAUGGUCGAAAUCGAAAUAACAUCACCACCAACAGCCAGAUAUUUCAGAGCAGUCACACAAACAAAAUUGGAUUUAGUAGUUGCCAUUGGUGGUGUAAUUGGCCUUUUCACUGGAGCAUCCUUGUUGAACAUCUUGGAAAUUAUUUCAAUGAUUUUUUCUAAGAUUAGGCUUAUGUUUAAAAACUAAACUAGUCGCAUACCCGGUACUCAGUUUCCACAUAGCACAUUCCGUCGAAUCUCUCUCUCCCUCGUUCCACCAACGAAUUUACAUCCGGCGGUUAUAUCGCGCCCACUCCACCAGAGUGCACACUGGUCGAGGAAGAUUGUGAGAGAGAGAGAGAGAGAGAUCUAAACGCAUCUAAAAUACCAUUUAAUAUACCAUAAUUUUUUACAUACCGGAUAUAAAUACAUUUUAAUUUGCUGGUUGUACAGACUUAGGUGCAAGGUGCUUUUGUGCCUUUUAAAUGGCCAUAUACAUCUGCAAUCUAAUCGUAUCUGUGCUUAAUUAUUAUUUUCAAAUAGAUCUAAAUGAUAGUUUGCGAUUUCAUUUUCAAUGAAUAUAUUAAGAUCUCGGGAAUUCUCCGUUUUCACUUUAUGGACAGAAGUAUUUAAUUUAUGAUUUUUAUAACGUAAUCCAACUCUGAAAUAAAGAUAUGAAUUAUACCUUAAA
Molecule: messenger RNA, 2077 nt
Organism: Drosophila miranda
Lineage: Eukaryota; Metazoa; Arthropoda; Insecta; Diptera; Drosophilidae
Gene: ppk29
Product: acid-sensing ion channel 5
Exons: 10
Coding region: 302-1594 (430 amino acids)
Biological process (GO): sodium ion transmembrane transport
Cellular component (GO): membrane
Molecular function (GO): ligand-gated sodium channel activity
Source: RefSeq, a predicted model, not a curated record